Messenger RNA from Notothenia coriiceps (black rockcod), 844 nucleotides. RefSeq names its product cytochrome c oxidase assembly factor heme A:farnesyltransferase COX10 (gene cox10). Gene Ontology annotation, molecular function: protoheme IX farnesyltransferase activity. The record is from RefSeq and is a predicted model, not a curated record. Gene Ontology annotation, cellular component: mitochondrion; membrane. The transcript is spliced from 5 exons. The annotation marks the transcript as partial. Gene Ontology annotation, biological process: heme A biosynthetic process. NCBI's taxonomy places the organism in Eukaryota, Metazoa, Chordata, Actinopteri, Perciformes, Nototheniidae.
UUAUCCAACGAGGUCAUAAUGGCUGCUCGCUGCAUGUGAAGGGGUCGAAACAAGAGCCGGCUUAAUGAGUGGAGAACAUGUAUAAAACGCCAUGUUGCAGACUGUCAGGUUUGGUUGGUCUAAGUGUUAAACAGAAAUUAGUCCUAAAUGUUCCUCAAUGUAACCAGAGUGCUCGUAACCUCAUUCAGCUGCACAGAAGGGAUCCAUCAAACUGGCUGACGUACCAGCACCUGACCUUCCUGAAACGCCAGUAUGUAACAAAGAACAACAAUGAGCUUCACCAACGUGCCAUCCCGAAGCAGGCUCCCGCCCUGACCAUAGUGAAUGAGAGGGAAGACACCAUUGAAAGACAGGUGCAGAGAAUACCAACUAUUGAUCCUGCAGAGAGACAUAAUGUGUCACAGCCAGAAGAUGUCAACAGUGAAGCACAGCCUGGAAUAUCCACCUUGAAGCCCGUUACAGAAGAUGCAGCAGAACAGAGAGAUUCUGUGUCCGGUACAGUUGGGUCAUCCCAUGAGACUCCCCAUGUCCACGUGGAGACGGAUAAAGCAAAGGAGGAACGUCUAGACAGACAGUGGAAGCAGCUCAAGGUCAUUGUGGCUGACUUGCCGGAUGUCUACGCCAAGCUAGCCAAAAUCAAACUCACAGCGCUGGUGGUUACAAGUGCAGCGGCCGGCUUCGCCAUGGCUCCAGUGCCAUUUGACCCUCUGCUCUUCUUCGUGUCCUCUCUGGGAAUAGGCCUCGCCUCUUGUACUGCCAACACAAUCAACCAGUACUUUGAAGUGCCCUUCGACUCCAACAUGAAUCGUACCAAGAACCGUCCACUCGUCAGAGGACAAAUCAG